Messenger RNA from Lepisosteus oculatus (spotted gar), 1804 nucleotides. It is a transcript of the gene lyrm1, whose product is annotated as LYR motif containing 1. Lineage: Eukaryota; Metazoa; Chordata; Actinopteri; Semionotiformes; Lepisosteidae. Gene Ontology annotation, cellular component: mitochondrion. The record is from RefSeq and is a predicted model, not a curated record.
GUUCAUAGCUGUGUUUCAGCAAUUUAUUUUGAUUUUUCAUGCCCCCUCCCCCCAUAUUCCAGUUGUCAAAUCAAACCGUCCGAUUUAUUCUUUCUCCUCGAGAGCAGUUUCUCUCGCAGAGUUCCCAGAAUACCCGGAAGUGCUGAUUAAUAACAGAUCCGACACGCUGUGAGGGAACUAGUGAAAGCACCGCAGGCAAUCAUGACACAUCACCCUUUCUCGUUAUCGAGUGUCGCUUCGCCCUUUCCGGCCGACCGUGGCUUUCUGUCCUCUCCCACCAUGAUUUAUCACUGGGAUUCAAAAUAUCUCACGGGUCUGCGCACACUAAUGUUGUCAUUAAGAGACUCUGAGAAAUUCAGCUUUUCUUGUCCCACUUGCUGGUGUAUUUAUGUUUGCGUUUAGUACAGUGAAACUGCCAGUUCGACAGAAAGUCAGCAGACUUUCCUCUGGGACUGAAUUUCCCAGUCCUGUUUCUGGAGCCAAACUGUGUCUUCUGGUUUCAUUCCAACAGAGAUCUUCAUGAAAUAAGGCGAUGGCCGCAGCGAGGCAGGAGGUGCUGUCUCUGUACCGCCGGGUGCUCCGGAUCGCGCGCAGCUGGCAGGCUCAGUCCGGCUUGUCCCAGGACACCAGCACCGAGAGGAGCUACAUCACCCAGGAGGCCAGGACACUGUUCAGGCAGAACAAGCAGAUUACAGAUGGCGAGUCAAUUAAGAAGUGUAUAGAAGAAUGCCACGCAAGAAUUGAAAUGGGUCUUCAUUACAGGAUUCCUUAUCCCAGGCCGACUUACCUGCCCCCCAUGGGCCUGGCCACACAGAGGGGGAGAAGGCUCCGAGCCCAGGAAAGACGGAGGAAGCAGGCACAGCCCAUCUACUUGCAGUCACACGAUGAAACGUCCUGAGCUCUUCUCUUGGUGUGUGGCCGCGGCCGCAGCCUGGGUGGGGGACGGUGCUGGGAGAACCGCAGCACAGGGGCUUUGGGUGAGGGGUCACUGGACUUGGCUCUGGCCAGUGCCUGCUGGGGUCCAGAGGAAGGUGCCCCAGAGCUCACCUCCGCAGGAAAUGACAGCAACAGUUUGGUGAAAUGAAUACAAAUCAAGAGGCUCCAUUUGUCUUUCUUCUGGAGCAGGAGGCACAAAUGUCUUUUUUAUUUGCUUCCUGAUUUUUUGCAGAGGAUCUCUCUUAUUUCUCUGUGCAGACAGUUGUCUGUGGAAAUCUGGAAUGAUGCACUAUUAUUAGUCCUGUAUCUGAUUCAAGGCCAGAUGUGCAUGUGUGCUUAAGCCAGGGGGUACUCUAUUCUUUAAUGGGGGUAUCUUUAAUGGAAUACCAUCGUCCUUUUCAUUUGUGUACUGUCAGUUUACACUUGUGCUGGUAAACCUUGCGGCAGUUGUUCCCUAAAACUAAAACAUGGUAUAACCUGCUGCUGUUUUCAGUCUUGCAAAGAGACAAGAAACUAUAUUGCCACAGGGAAACAUACCACCUUAACCAAAAAUGAAAACUUUAUUGUAAUUAAGGGCAUCUGGGAUAGCAUGAGACAACUGCCAUACCUGCUUGUGUAUAAGUGAUCAAAUCUACUUGCUUUACACAGGCAUGUGCAGUCUUCCAAGACUGUAACCCACUGAAUCAUAGCUCUGUAAUAUAACUAAUAAAAACUAAAGUAGAACAUUUCCAGAGAUAGUAUACAUCUACAGUCCAUGUUUGGCCUAUUUGACAUGUAGCUCAGCAAAGGUGUUUGUAAAGUAAUCAGUCUAAAGUUUGGUCAAUUUCCUGUCCUUAAUUUGUUCUCUUAUUAAAAGAGUUGAAGAGCA